Pectinophora gossypiella (pink bollworm) is the source of this 1647-nucleotide messenger RNA. Its product is annotated as protein FAM234A. Bases 157 to 1494 code for a protein of 445 amino acids. The record is from RefSeq and is a predicted model, not a curated record. NCBI's taxonomy places the organism in Eukaryota, Metazoa, Arthropoda, Insecta, Lepidoptera, Gelechiidae. The transcript has a single exon.
GGCGAAAGAAAAAAAACAAACCGCUCGUCUGACAGUUGCGGUUUGUUGAUAUUUUAUUGAUUUUAUUUAUAUCUUGAUUAAAAUUAGCCAUUACAGUGUUAUUUUAGCAAGAGCAAUGUAAACCCUACAUAUUACUUUUUUGAAAGUAUAAAAGCCAUGUCAACGAAUGGUAACGGUGGCACAUACGCACCGCUCAAACAAAUUCUGUCAGAUUCCGAGUCCGAAGAUGACCACAAGUUAGAAAAUGCAGCGCAUAUCAAAGCUACGGACAGUUGUAACAAUUUGGACUUCAACAGUGGCCUGCAGUCAUCCAAGAACUAUAGCAUGAGCGACAUGGACGAGUUUAACACUAACGUGAACACGGUCGAAAGUACAAUGGAUAACGUAAGUUUCCUACAGUCGGAUAUCUCCAAUAAGAUGUCUUUCCCGCGACGCUGCGCUUUCGUCGCGUCUAUUCUAAUGUGCGUGUUCACCGUGGUUAUAUUUCUGUGGGGCAUACCAUGUUCUGACGUCGGUAGCUGUGCCAACAAUGAAUUUCAAGACAAAACCACUAGCUGGGAGCUUCCGUACGAGGAAAUAGAACUGUCUGGAGCUGUCCAAGUCGUAGAUGGCGCCCUACCGAACACAAAAAAUCUGAUCUUUAUAUACCGAGGUAACCACAUGAGAUUGCAGGAAAAGAAUAGUGACGAGAAUGUUAAUGGGGUGCUACUCAUUGUUGGAAACUCAGGGAAAGUCGGCUGGUACACCAGGGAGAGCAGGAUUCCCACAGAGAUCAACUGUCACCUCAUUGAUGUUAAUAAGGACAAGCAAAAAGACUGCAUAGUGUCAGGAUCAGAAGGAUUAUUAGCUGCUUUGAAUCCAUUGUCUGGUACAUACUAUUGGUACUACCAUAAACAUGACAAGAUGUUCAACAACAUUGCAACAAUAGACUUUCCUAUAAAGAUGAAAGAUAUGGAUCAGGACAAAGUGAAUGACCUACUGACUGUAGCCACUGUAAUCCCAAAUCCUAACCACAACUCUCUCCUGUUAAUUUCUGGAGCUACCGGUAAUAUUAUUCGAGAUCCCAUUACCAUUGAUGACUGCCUGUCCGUUAAACUGCUGACAGAGUCUGAUACAAUAACUUACAUCUGUAAGAAUGGCACUGCAGAGGCUGUACGUUUGAUUUCAUAUGACAUAUUACUUAAGAAGAAAGGUAAAUUUGAUCCAUCGGCUAAUAGAAUGCCAUCCACUUCAGCUGUCUCAAAGAGAAUAAACCAAAGUUUAAAAAAGAAUAUUGGCAAUACUCGAGAGAUAUUUACAAAUGGCCCAGGAAAGUUGAUUGUGGAGAAUUCUGGUGAAUGUCCGAACUCAUGCAGAGUAAGCUUGAAGUUAUUAUUGGAGAGAAAUGGGACAGCCAAUGUUAGCUGGGAGUAUUCUGCAAACCAUGUUUAUGCCAUGAGACCUAGCUCUUUUGCCUUUGCUAAUUCCAUUCGAGGAUUUGUACUAAAAUUAUGACAGUGGAACAGUGCACACCUGGCCAAGGGUGCAUUGAAAAUUGAUGAAGUACGAUACAAUGUACAAAAUCAGAGUCCAAAGAAUACAUAUGACCUAUUUUACUACAGACCUACUAUAAAUGUAGCUUCAAUCUCAUCUUUCAUAAAGUAUGCU